GCUGGUUAGGAGCGGUGCCUCAGGUGUCUGCGACCUCAGCGCCUCCCGCCCGGAAGUGCCCGAGGGGCCGAGAUGGAGCUAGCGGAGCCGGGCGCUCGGUAGCACGGCAGGCAGGUGCCAUGGCCUUGAUUGAAGGGGUGGGUGAUGAGGUGACCAUCCUUUUUGCGGUGCUUGCCUGCCUUCUGGUGCUGGCCCUUGCCUGGGUCUCAACACAUACCACGGAGGGCUCCGAUACCCUGCCCCAACCACCGGGGACUUCAACGCCAGCCCAACCCAGCGAAGUCAUGGCAGCCACUGACAGCAUCAGAGGAGAGGCUCCAGGGGCCGAGUCCCCCAGCUUGAGACACAGAGGUCAAGCUGCACAGCCAGAGCCUGGAGUCACUGCAACAACAMCACCCCCAGACUCCCCACAGGAGCCCCUCGUGCUACGGCUCAAAUUCCUCAAUGAUUCGGAGCAGGUGGCCAGAGCCUGGCCUCAUGACACCAUUGGCUCCUUGAAAAGGACCCAGUUUCCCGGCCGGGAACACCAGGUGCGACUCAUCUACCAAGGCCAGCUUCUAGGAGACGACAGUCAGACGCUGGGCAGCCUUCACCUCCCUCCCAACUGCGUACUCCACUGCCACGUGUCAACGAGGGUCGGUUCCCCACAUCCCCCCUGCCCACCGGGGUCAGAGCCAGGCCCCUCCGGGCUGGAAAUCGGCAGCCUGCUGCUGCCCCUGCUGCUGCUGCUGCUGCUCCUGCUCUGGUACUGCCAGAUCCAGUACCGGCCCUUCUUUCCCCUGACCGCCACCCUGGGCCUAGCCGGCUUCACCCUGCUCCUCAGUCUCCUGGCCUUUGCCAUGUACCGCCCAUAGUGCCUCCACGGGCUCUUGGUGGUGUAGCCAACCCCUCUGGACCUCACUCCCCACGUCGUGGUGGGAGCUGCUGUCUUCCCAGGCCAGCUUCUCCAGCCUGCCUCUUCCCAUUACCCUGGAGCCCAGCCCUGCGUCGCAGGGGACUCCGGGAACUGGCAGAGUCCCGCCCCUGUGAUCUCCAUGGCUCUGGACCACCUUCUGGGGCUGCUGGCCCUCAGCCUUCACUGACAGUUGGCUCUUCAGGGUCAGGCACUUGCUGUCGUUGCCUUGGCCCUGAACAAAGACGGCCCACUCCCCUGGGCCCGUCUUAGUGCUCUGCCUUUGGACUCAGCCAUCCUUAGUCCCAAGACCUCCUUGGCUGAUUUGGGCACCUUCGGACUGUGGGAGGCUGGUGACAGGGAGCUGGGAGGGGCAGAGGCAUUCUCUGGAACUUGUGCAGAUUAAAAUAACUGUGAAGUUUUCA
This is a messenger RNA of Urocitellus parryii (Arctic ground squirrel), 1317 nucleotides long. RefSeq names its product transmembrane and ubiquitin like domain containing 1 (gene Tmub1). The record is from RefSeq and is a predicted model, not a curated record. NCBI's taxonomy places the organism in Eukaryota, Metazoa, Chordata, Mammalia, Rodentia, Sciuridae. Gene Ontology annotation, biological process: ERAD pathway. Gene Ontology annotation, molecular function: protein binding.